This is a messenger RNA of Protopolystoma xenopodis, 1611 nucleotides long. Lineage: Eukaryota; Metazoa; Platyhelminthes; Monogenea; Polystomatidea; Polystomatidae. The record is from the annotation of a GenBank genome assembly.
AUGAAGCCGGUCUGCCCGCCCACUUGUCAGAGAAAUCGUGAUUCAACCUCGUCCUCGUAUGCAACUGUGCCUAACCAGGAUUCAAUCCCAGGUCAAGCCGAAACAUCAACGCUAUCCAUUGGCAUUCGAUCCGAGACAAUGCUAGGAUCUGACCACCGCAUUGAUUCCAACACGGCUGCUAGUACACCUCUUUCAAAAAUACCCUCCAAAUUCAUCAACAAUUUCCACCAAUCUUUUCCAAUAUUUGCAUCCUCUCACAAAUCACCUCCUAAGGAAACACCCCCAUCUGAGUCGAGAUCCCUAAUUGCUGCAUCUGCUUCAGACCAUCAGUUUACACUCUCUCCUACUGCGACUCUUCGAUGCCGAAAAGGACUAGAAUCAGGCCGAUCCACGGAUGAUGACUUAAGUGGUCAGCCUUUUUCUCAAGGAUGCCAAGGGACAGAUGUUGCCAGAUAUGCUCAACAAACUAGCUGGGGCGACUCAGAGCAAGAAAUUUCCAAAAAGUCCUCAAGCAAGGUGCCUUUCAAUACGAAUAAGCGUUCAGCCCUAGCCUACUGGAGAUACCCUUUGUCUGAUAAAGACUACAUACAGAAUUCUAAGCAAAAAUGGAGGGGCUCACGAUCAAUCACUAUCAUUCCAAGCUUGUUAAAUAGGAAAAACAAUGGUUCAACAGGGAAAAAAUUUCAAAGUAAUUCGAGAAUAAAGCCGAAAUCGUCCUACAAAAUACACCAGGCUUCAGAAAUACCCAUCCAAACCUCGUCAAAGAGACAGUUUAAGACUAAUUCUGACUUCUCUUCAAUGGAGCAGAGUAAAAUGGCUAUGAUAUGGAAUAUUGCCAAUCAAUCAGAUAUAGACUCAGAUCGGUUGCCGACCAACCAACCAUCUCAACUUAUCGCAUCGACACAAAUUGGUCGGAGCGAGAUCCCGAGAAAAUACGAGGAACAUGAUGCAUCGCGGCCAGCCAAAUUAAAAUGGCCUUCCAUGCAACUUGUGCAUUCUCCAACACCUCAGCAAUCCUAUCCACUUUCUCGCGAGAAUCGGCUCCUAGCCCUCAACGACCCGGUGAAGACCCAUAACAAACCAACCGGAAGAAUGGAGCUUUCAAAGAAAAAUAGCUUUUCUUCGCCAACACUUUUGAUAUCAGAUCGGAAGAGCUGGCAUUUCGGAGCUAAGCACUCAUGCCACGGCACAGAUCAGUCUUAUUCAAAUAAGAAACCUUUAGUUGAACCAAAUAUGAGCUCACGCUUAAACACCUAUUCGGAUGCCUAUACAGUUGUUACCUCCGAUGUGAAUUCGAAUCCUGACUUACGACAGAGCUAUAGCCCAACCUCUUCUCCUGAGCGCUUAAAGGGCUCGAAUACACCUAUUGCGGCCAGGGGCAUAUAUCGAGGCGGUUGGGCCGAGAAGAUGUUGAUCAAACAUAUUUUGGCUGACUACGAUGUGCGAUCACGUCCAGUUGUCGACGAGUGGUCACCAAAGCUUCUCAUUAAAAACGAGACAUAUCAACAGAUCUCUGUAGAAUUUGGUCUUGAUCUAUUCCAAAUACUCGAUUUGAACGAAAUGGAACAAGUGUUAACGACAAGUGUCCGAUCGCUUUACGUGCGCAUAUAA